GAACUGGCUUGCCAUGGCACGGAUCGCCACGGGCGCGGGCGGGACGCUCGGGACUACAUUCAGCUGCUAAGGCCGCACAGUUGGGCUGCAAAUUCGUGAUCGUUACCUUGCUACCCGAUACUUCAUCCCUGAUAUAUUGAUGUCCUACACCCUUCUUCUUUAACCCCUGCCCCAUCUUUGCAUCUCGCAUACAUACCCCGAGUUAAACGUCGGCUCGUUCCCAAAACAAGAUAGGCUGUAUCUGUAUAUCGCACAUCGUGUCAGCAGCAUUACUGGCUCCGCCCUAGCUGGACCUCGAGCGGCCAUCAUGCGUUACGCACUUUUGAUUGGAAUAAAUUCUUAUGCACAUAAUCCCUUGAAAGGUUGUGUCCACGAUGUCCAGGAGGUCAAGAUCUGUCUCGAGCAAAGGUCCCCUGGUGUCAAGGUGUUUAUGAUGACUGCUACCUGCGCGGAAAAUGCAGAUCCACGCCAACUGGUGGAAAACCCAAGUGACUGGCCGACAUAUGAUAACAUUCAUUCUACUUUGAAACUAAUCGCCACAGAGGCAAAACCCGGUGACUUCGUCUACAUUCAUUAUUCCGGCCACGGUACGCGGAUUCCUCCCUCAGAGUUCAACGGGAACUCAGGCGAUGUGGCUUUGGCUCUGCUAGCAGGAGACCGUGGCCAGCGAGUCAACUAUCUACAUGGAUUCGAAUUGGCCUACUUAAUCAACAAGAUUGUAUCGAUUGGGUGUGAAGCAACUGUCGUUUUAGACUGCUGUUUCUCGGGAGGGGUAUCUCGCCACGACAAUGACGAUGGUGGUAGGUCUCUCGUUUACGAUAUCGGUAUUGACAUGGCUUCCCCUCGCCCAUCUGCCGGCGCAAGGGCCUACAUGCGCGCUGGUCGCAAUACCUCGUUAUUACCUGAGUGGAUUAUCAAUCCGGACAAGUAUAACAUACUGGCGGCUUGUGGGCCCCAUGAAGUCGCUCGGGAGAUUGAGCUCAGAGAUAGAACCAGACAUGGUGCUCUUUCCUACUUUCUUCUGAAGUUACUAAAUUCAAAUGGCAUCAAGGAAGGAAGCAUAGAUGACGUGUACGGCCAGCUACUGGCAAGUUUUAGACAAAACUUUCGCCAGCAGAGUCCUGUGCUUUUUGGGAAGCAGAGUUUAAGGUUCUUUGACUCUAGCAUGGCAGGAACCCUCGUGAAGAGUAUUGCUGUUAUUGGCACUACGGCUUCGAGGCUUUACCUGAACGGCGGGCAGGCACAUGGCCUGAGUAAUGGUGAUGUCUUUGUCCUUGUCUCCUGUCAUCGUACAGAUAAGUCAAAGGAUUUUCAGACGGCUGGUUCCACGUUCGGCCGUAUCAUCAAUGCGAAAGGUCUUACGUCAGAAAUCGAAGUGAUUGAUGGGCCACCUGACACGAAGGCUUUUCGAGCGGGCUGGAUCGCGAUGCCAAAGAACCAGCCAUCACUUCUUCGAUAUCGGACUCAUUUCCAGGUUACUAGCACGCAGCAGGCUACUUGGAUUGAGGCAUGCAGCCACCGGUUGUCGCUGAAUGCGACGUUCAGCGAAGUAGCUGAUCCCUCGGCAGCCUUCACUGUCAUUGUUGGAGACACUAAUAGUUACGAAGUUCGCGACGCAAAUCUGCAGAGAUCAUUUGAGCGACCUCGCAUACCGCCAGGCGAAGAUUGUCUCCAAGAGGUUGUGAAUACAAUCGAGCAGCUUGCUUGGUAUCAUCACGUCAGAUCUAUAGAAAAUACAACUCCCUCCAUGCAGUUUCUGAAUUCAUUCAGUAUCAAAAUUAUGGACCAGGCCGGGAGGUCCUGGACGAAGUUAAAUAUCCAAGAAAACAUCCAACGAUAUCAUAACGACUGGAUCAUAAUUGAGUUAGAGAACCAGGGGAACCAUCCUCUAUAUCUUCACCUAUAUUCCCUGGGCCCAUACUGGGAAAUAACGAACAUACUUCGAAAGACAUAUGAAACGAUACCCAUUCAAGAUACUGAGCAGGGUUUCUCCGGCAUAAGUAGGAGAAAGCUAAGAGCUACGAUUCCAUCGUCCAUGAUUCAGAACGGACAGGAAUACUGCGAAGACACCAUCAAAAUCUUCAUCACGUCACAGCCAACGUCAAUCUCAUGGUUGGAAAGAAACAAAAUUGGAUUUUCCGGAAGAGCGGAGGGUUCAAGUCAUUCGGCCCCAACAUCUAUUAAAGUGAUUACCAGCGCUGAUAGCCAUCUUGAUGAUUGGGUGGUAUACAAUUUAUCAGUUAGGACGCUUUUUCGCCAUUGAAGAUUUGAUUGAUAUCAUGUUGUACCUAUUUGUCUUAAUUUCACGCGAAAGCGCAACAAUGGCCAUCAAAAGAAUUUGAUGCUUCAUUGUGACUAUGCUAGACUUUGAUCGAUGGAGCAUGGAUUAUAACAUACGGCAGUUAGUGCUUACAUGUAAAUCAGGUGAUUGCGGGCAAGCUCAAAUAGAUUAGCUAAGGUUUUACCACCUAUUAGUCUUGAAGCUGUAUGUAUACUCAGGCCAAGACUUUGUUAUUGCUUAAACGAUCGAUUUAGGUAGGGGGGCCGCAAAUUACACUUCUCAGUGGCUAACACUAUACCAUGAUACGAUAUACUCACCUGAAGGUGGUAGUAAGACUGAAGUUCAAUGCCAUAUUCGUAUGUUCUAUCAGCUAGACUUUACAAAAACAUUCUUCAAA
Molecule: messenger RNA, 2678 nt
Organism: Truncatella angustata
Lineage: Eukaryota; Fungi; Ascomycota; Sordariomycetes; Amphisphaeriales; Sporocadaceae
Product: caspase domain-containing protein
Exons: 1
Coding region: 308-2263 (651 amino acids)
Biological process (GO): proteolysis
Molecular function (GO): cysteine-type endopeptidase activity
Source: RefSeq, a predicted model, not a curated record